Molecule: messenger RNA, 603 nt
Organism: Agrilus planipennis (emerald ash borer)
Lineage: Eukaryota; Metazoa; Arthropoda; Insecta; Coleoptera; Buprestidae
Exons: 1
Coding region: 1-603 (200 amino acids)
Molecular function (GO): nucleic acid binding
Source: RefSeq, a predicted model, not a curated record
AUGUCAGGUAAGACUCUUUUAAGAACAACGGCCUACCAUCCGGAAGCGAAUGGGGUAGUCGAAAGAUUCCACCGGCAGCUGAAGGUUACAAUCAAGUGCCAGCGUUCAGCGAAAUGGUUCGAAACCCGGUCGACGGUGAUGCUAGGGAUACGUUCGGCAUGGAAAGAGGAUUUACAAUCCACUGCAGCAGAGAUGGUGUACGGUGAACCUCUACGACUUUCGGGCGAAUUUAUAGGAAAGGCGAAGCAGGAAGCCACCAUAACCUUCGAUUUUGUAACUACGGCAACCUGUACGACUUUUACAACCAGGCACGGCGAGAGGACACCGUUCAUCUUCAAGGACUUCGCAACCGCAAGCCAGGUGUUUGUGUGGCAUGACGGGCCAAAAGGACUACUUCAGCAGUCGUAUGAUGGUCCAUUCAAGGUUGUAUCAACAGCGGAAAAGACGUUCGUGGUAUGUAUUCACGGACAAAACUUCAAAAUCUCAAUAAACCGCCUAAAACCUGCGUAUGUUGUUGCCGACCUGGACGAUAUCAAUAUUAACAACGAGAUAACUAUCGAGGUUAAACAGACUCCGAACAUUCCAGAGCAUCCAGCAACGUAG